Ogataea parapolymorpha DL-1 is the source of this 741-nucleotide messenger RNA. RefSeq names its product Mitochondrial intermembrane space import and assembly protein 40. Gene Ontology annotation, cellular component: mitochondrial intermembrane space. Bases 1 to 741 code for a protein of 246 amino acids. Gene Ontology annotation, molecular function: protein-disulfide reductase activity. The transcript has a single exon. NCBI's taxonomy places the organism in Eukaryota, Fungi, Ascomycota, Pichiomycetes, Pichiales, Pichiaceae. Gene Ontology annotation, biological process: protein import into mitochondrial intermembrane space. The record is from RefSeq and is a predicted model, not a curated record.
AUGUAUUCCUUGUUGUCCCGCACUGCGCUUAGAAGCUCGCGGAAUCUCGCGAGACACUCGUCGACCUUUUCGAGACGGCAGUUUUCUGCUGCCGCCCCGGGCGGCGCCGUUGUCGCGCUCGGUUUGGCCGGAUUUAUCACCUACACUUUUGCCUCUCCGAUUUCGAUGGAGUCGCCUAUCGACAAGGAAAAGCUGGUCGAGAAGGCUGAGAAGCCUGUCGAGACGACUGAGCAUGAUGACGAGAAGGGAGCCUACGACCCGGAAACGGGAGAGAUCAACUGGGAUUGCCCUUGUCUUGGAGGUAUGGCUCACGGGCCUUGUGGAGAGGAGUUCAAGGCCGCUUUCUCGUGCUUUGUCUACUCCAAGGAGGAGCCUAAGGGAAUCGAUUGCAUUGAAAAAUUCAAGGGAAUGCAGGAGUGUUUCAAGAAAUAUCCGGAAGUUUAUGCUGAGGAACUGAGAGAGGAUGACGAAUACGGCCAAGUUCCAGAGGCCCAGGAUACCGCGCAAAAAGCGGAGGUUGCCGUCACGGAGGCUGUCGAAGCUGUUUCUGAGACUGUUUCCGACGUGGCGACGAAGGUUGUCGAGAAAACAGAGGAGUCUGUGGGCCAAAUUGCUGAAAAGACCGACGUUUUGGUCCAGUCACCGCAGGCAGCCGAUCUCUCGCACAAGGUCGCCGACGCCGUCGAGAGCGCUACUGAGGUGCCUGCCAUGGUGAUUGAGGAGACUUUGGAGGGUAAAUAG